This is a messenger RNA of Symbiodinium pilosum, 2432 nucleotides long. The record is from the annotation of a GenBank genome assembly. Lineage: Eukaryota; Dinophyceae; Suessiales; Symbiodiniaceae.
GCAUUGCCGCCGCGGCGGCCGCCGGCCUUGUGGCACCCGCUUUCGUCCCCGUCUUCGCAGGCGCACGUGGAGCAACUGCUUCGCACUUGCGUGGUUCCGCCACAGCUGCCGGUACAGGCUGCGGCAGGGGUGUCGCUGGCGUUGCUGGCGGUGCCAUCGCCGUGGCCGCUCUUGCAGCCGCACAGCGCCCGGCGCGCACUGCACAGAAGGCAGCCCGCCGCGAGCUGGCUGUGGCCUACGAGGACUCUGGCAUCGAUCUCUUGGACAAUGGCAAGUUCGCGCAGGGCCUGGUGGGCGCUGAAGGAGCCUGGGGCCGAUUCGAGUUCGACCCCCUUGGCUUCUCCACGAAGACCGAAGUGGUCCCUUACCUCCGUGAGGCGGAGCUGAAGCACGGGCGCUUGGCGAUGCUUGCGUGGGUCGGCAUGGUCGUCCCGGACUUCGUUCGCUUGCCUGGUGAGAAGUUCUCCUUCGAAGCCGUGCCAGUCUCCAUCGAUGCUCACGAGGCCUUCCGUGGUGCCAGCGGCGUGAACGCCCAGAUCUUGUUCUGGAUCAGCAUCGUGGAGCUCUGCUGCGCGAAGAAGGUCUUCGAGUGGAACUCUCUCGAGGUUGCAGGAGACUACGGCCUGACCAACUGGUUCCCCAGCGACGAAGAGGGCCAGAAGAAGAUGCGCCUCUCUGAGCUCAAGAACGGACGUCUGGCCAUGCUGGCCUUCGCGGGCGCCGUCACCCAGGCGGCCCUCACCCGAGGAGGUGCUCCACAGUCACACUAUGCCACACUUGUCCAUGCACCGGUCGUGUUCGCGCUUCGAGCCUCCGAGGCCCAUGCCAAGGCCGCCGGCGAGGUGCCCGACCAGCCAGCAGCCACGUCGGACCUCAGCUCGGAUGGCUACGGGUCCUACGACUUGCUGGCAACCGUGGCUGCGGCAGGUGAUCGUAUGGCGCCUCUGGGCAGAGUUCAGGCCAUCUUUGAUUCCCAGCAGAAAGAUCUGAACUCUGUGUGGGAUGACAUGCGGGACAAAGUCUGCCACUCGCUGAUGCCAGGCAGACCACAGCAGGCAACUGCAGGCAUCGCGACGCCGACAAGCUGUGCGAACAGCGCUUGCUCUAGCCGUACACCGGCAGCCAAGGCACCGCCUACAGUGGCGCAUGGCGAACUUGUGGAGGCUGGCCAUAUGCGCGAGCACGCGUGUUGGCUCUGGUCGCGCCUCGGCAGUUCUCUGAUGAGCCUGGCCGAUCGCAAUGCGUGGCUUGAGGACGAGAACAAGCGUUUAAGACAGGAGUUGGAAGAACUGUCGCACAGCAUCAAGAAGGCAGAGGAGGCCUGCGAUUACGCCGAGGCAGAACCCGACCCCGCAGGCUGCCCCAGCAUCAUCCCAUGGUACUCGCUGAGCCUUCAGGCCACCAAGGCAGGGCAACUUCAGAGGAUGAGGUGCACGCACAUCGAUGCAGCCAUGGCGAAAGCCUCCUGUGCCAAGUUGGGAUAUUUUCAGGACAAUUACACCGAGCAGCUCAUCAAGCAGCGGUCGCAAUGCAAAUCCCCGCUGAUUCAUCGAGGCUACUGGUCGCGAGUUGAGGCCAUCAGGAAGACUGUCACGCAGUUUCUGCGGCGAGCUCCAAGUGGUCCAGUUCAGAUUGUCAAUCUCGGCGCUGGAUUCGACACGAUCUACUUUUGGCUGAGAGAGGAUUCCACGCGAUGGAGAGAUGACCUCGUGUAUUUUGAGGUAGACUUUCCAGAGGUCCUCAGCAAGAAGAUCAGUGCGAUCAGCAAGCGGCAGGGCCUAUGGCCACUCCUGGAUGUAGCUUCUUUGGAGGACUUGACGCACAGAAGCUCCUCCGGCAUGAAAGAGAUCAGGACAAAGCACUGCCGCCUGAUCCAGGCUGACAUGCGAAUAGUCCCUGAGAUGAAUGCAGCCAUCUUGGAUGCAGGGUUUCGAGGUGAUGUCCCCACUCUGUUCAUGGCAGAGUGCGUUCUGGUGUACAUGCAGGCGAUGCAUGGUGACGGUAUCAUAGCAUGGGCGUCCUCCUCCGUACCAUCAGCACCAUCAGCGAUGGUCAUGUACGAGCAGACCAACCCACACGAUCGUUUUGGGAAGGUCAUGGUGCAGAACCUUGCUGAGCGCGGAUGCCCGCUGCUCUCGGUCUUUGAUUAUCCCUCGAUGGAUGCGCAGAAGACUCGCUUCUUGGACAGGGGUUGGAAUUGCUGCUCCAUCGCAGACAUGAAUGAAAUCUAUAGCCGCCACCUUGAUCAAAAAGAAGUGGAGAGGAUUCACAAGAUUGAACUAAUGGAUGAGUUCGAAGAGCCGGCCUCCCCAGCCUUGCAGCGUUCAGGGUUUGCUUGGGAGGAGCCAGGCUCAACACAUUUGCAGCUGUGCAGUCCCAGAUCAAUAGUCAGCCAUAUGUGCUCGUUGUCGGUGAGACCUCUCUCUAACUGA